CCAUCAGUAUCAGUCAGCUAAUACCAGCUCUCACAAACAGAAGAUCAACCAAGAUGCAGUCCACCACCAUCUUUAUCCUGCUUUCCUGCAUUAUCGGAGCAACUCUAGCCAGCCCGAUGCCAAAGGAGGAUAUGACCAUGCCCUCCACACCACCACCGUCGUAUCCUUUGAAUCUCCAGGGCGGAGGUGGUGGCCAGCGCGGCGAUGGCUUUGGUUUCAAUGUCGGUGGCAGCCAGAAUGUCUGGAGAAGCGAUAAUGGACGCCAUGAGGUGGAUGUGAAUGCACGAUAUGGCCAGCACUUGGGUGGACCCUGGGGUAACUCCCAGCCGAGCUACGAUAUUGGCACCGUUUACCGCUACAGAUUUGGAAAGAAUUAAGUUUAUACAAGGAAAUGUUUACUCUAAAUUCUGAAAUUAUUAACAGUCUUUAUGUAUUUUAAAAUAUUUUGGAAAAUAAAUCUUUAAAAGUA
Molecule: messenger RNA, 469 nt
Organism: Drosophila kikkawai
Lineage: Eukaryota; Metazoa; Arthropoda; Insecta; Diptera; Drosophilidae
Gene: DptA
Product: Diptericin A
Source: RefSeq, a predicted model, not a curated record